Molecule: messenger RNA, 2136 nt
Organism: Brettanomyces nanus
Lineage: Eukaryota; Fungi; Ascomycota; Pichiomycetes; Pichiales; Pichiaceae
Exons: 1
Coding region: 1-2136 (711 amino acids)
Biological process (GO): phospholipid biosynthetic process
Cellular component (GO): endoplasmic reticulum membrane
Molecular function (GO): glycerol-3-phosphate O-acyltransferase activity; glycerone-phosphate O-acyltransferase activity
Source: RefSeq, a predicted model, not a curated record
AUGACUGGAAAUGACAAAAAGGUGGAUAAAGAGGUUUCUGGCCAAGCCGAGGCCAUUUUAAACUAUAGUGAGCUUCGUAAACACUACCACGAACCGACACCACUAAGAAAAUUCAUAUAUGACAUGGUUUUAUGGAUGUUCCAAAUUAUAUUCGACUGCUUUUUUAGAGAGAUUCGACCUCGAGGAGCAUUCAGACUUCCAAAGACAGGCUCAGUAAUUUUUGUGGCUGCCCCUCAUGCAAACCAGUUCGUCGAUCCUAUUAUUCUACAGACGCAGGUGAAGAAGGAGACAAAUCGUAGGCUUUCCUUUUUGAUAGCGGAAAAGUCACAUAACAAACCAUUCAUUGGUUUAAUUUCUCGUUCUCAGCUUUCAAUUCCGGUGAAGAGAGCUCAAGAUAACUUAAAAUCUGCAAGAGGUAAGGUGACAAUGGAUGCGGAUGACCCUAUGCACGUGAUUGGUGACAAGCACACAUUUUUCACCGAAGAUUGCCAGACUAAAGGCCUGCUUGCUCUACCAAAAUCAUUGGGUAUCGGCCAGAUCGGUCACGUUGUUUCUGAUCGUGAGCUAUAUCUCCGUAAGCCCUUCCACUAUGCCAAUGAAAAGAGCCUCAGGGAGGGUGAAAAGUUGUUCAGGGAUGGUACAAGCUUCAAGAGUGCUGCUAAGAUUGAUCAAUCAGAGGUGUAUGCGCAAGUCUUUGAACACCUUGCUAGAGGUCAUUGUCUCGGUUUAUUUGCCGAAGGAGGAUCUCAUGAUAGACCUGAUUUGCUCCCUCUUAAGGCAGGUGUGGCUAUCAUGGCAUUAGGAGCAAUGGACGUCAAUCCUGGUUGCUCUGUUAAGAUAGUUCCAUGUGGCAUGAACUAUUUCCAUCCCCAUAAAUUUAGGUCUCGUGCAGUUGUCGAGUUCGGAUAUCCAAUUGAGGUUGAGAAGUCCUUGGUUGAGAUGUACGCGAAUCCUGCCACCACAAAGGACGCCAUCAGAGAACUUUUGGAUACUAUUACGAAGGCCUUGAAGGCCGUCACUGUGACUUGCCCUGAUUAUGAGACUCUUAUGGUGGUUCAGGCAGCUAGAAGACUCUAUUCUAACAGCUUUUCCAGCCAGCUUUCUCCGCCGGCUAUUGUCGAAAUGAACAGAAGACUCCUGAAAGGAUACCAAGAAUUCAAGGAUGAACCCAGAAUUAAAGAGUUGAGCAAGGAAAUCCUUGACUACAACCAGAAUUUGAGAAGCCUUCAUAUUCCGGAUCACUUGGUGGAACGACAGACCCAAGAGCGCAUUAAAGUUGUGGUUUUGUUUGAACUUUUGGCUGUUUUCAUUAAAGUGGCUGUACUGGCGGUGUUGGCAUUGCCCGGAAUCAUAUUAUUCUCUCCAAUUUUUAUCACUGCCAAGAAGAUCUCCGAAAAGAAACGGAAGGAGGCGUUGGCGGGCUCUACCGUCAAGAUUGAGGCCAAGGACGUAAUUGCUACUUGGAAGAUUUUGGUGAGCAUGGGAUUAGCACCGAUACUAUAUUCUUCCUACUCAGCGCUUGGUUCUUACGCUCUUUGCAAAUACUGGGAUCCGAAACUUUCUUUUCUCGGGGCUUUCUUUAUGUUUUAUGCAUUUUCUGCUACAAUCACAUACUCUGCAUUGGUAUUUGGAGACCGUGGCAUGGAUCUCAUUAAUUCCAUCAGACCGCUGUGGCUUAUGUUGAGAAACAACAAGGGCUUUGAUAAUUUACAGAAGCAAAGAAAGACACUUGCACGGGAGAUCACUGCCGCCAUUAAUGAGUUUGGACCUCAGAUAUAUUCAGACUUCAAUUUGAGGAACUAUACAGAGGAUCAGACUGAUACCACUGAAUCAAUGACGGAAAUGUAUGAGGAAGGAAAGACACAAAUGUUAAGAAGGAGAAGAGCGGCUAGAAAGGCAAAGAGACUUGCUGAAGGUAAAACAUCCAGACCCGUUAAUGUUGGUGAGGUGCCCAUUCUUCAAGAUGAUAGUUCAUCUUCGGGAAUAGGCCUAUCCAGUGCUUCGACGAGUGACUACGAACUUUCGUCAUCAGAAUCUGAGUAUGACUACCGGGAUGAACGGAAGAGACCUGAAAGUAACUCUGUGAAUUUAGUACGAGAUCAAAUUAUUCAUGAUAACAGGAAAAGAGAGCAGUGA